AUGGUUAAAACACGUUCUUCAGCGAGGGUAGUGAAUGCUGCCCAGGGCGAGGCCACCGCAAAUGGAAACUCUACCGAUCUUAGACAACGGCUAAAAGCCUGUGACAAUAGACCACGUCAGCAAAAAAGCUACAGCUCUAGGCAAGUGUCACAUACAGAAUGUCCAGACUGGCUGCAGCUGGUGUAUUGUCUCAGGAACAGUCAAGCGUUGUCAUCGGGCGGGCCCGGCAGCGCUCAGGGCAAGGAUCCGUUGGCCCCGGCGAUAUCUGGCUCAAGAGCCAUGUACCAACAUCCGGCUGUCAGCGGAUACAACCCACAAGACUCGCGCUCACAGAACAUGCCCGGCACGGCGCGGCAGAACCCUUUGUACGCGAGCAGUAUGUACCACUACAGCGGCUCGGGCGCCACGCUCGCCCCUAUGCCGUCCCCGUCACCCACCGCGCCACUGCCGCCCUUCCCCGUGCAUCCUGACGUCAAGUUUAAAAAAUUACCGUUCUACGACGUGUUGGCGGAACUGAUGAAGCCGUCUACAAUGAUGCCGAUGCAAGCUGGUCGCAUGCAGGAGGGCACCUUCAUCUUCCACCUCACGCCGCAGCAGGCCACUGAGAUAGCAUCAGGGAAAGACAUCGUUGGAGCCAGCAAUAAACUCGAUUAUGUUAUACAAGCGCAGUUGAGGUUCUGCCUUCUAGAAACUUCAUGCGAACAAGAGGAUUAUUUCCCACCUAGUGUUAAUGUUAAAGUUAAUAAUAAGAUGUGUCCGUUACCAAACCCAGUACCUACUAAUAAACCUACUCCGGAGCCAAAGCGGCCGCCGCGGCCUGUGAAUAUAUCGUCUCUUGUGAAGUUGUCGCCGACAGUAGCUAACACUAUACACGUGACGUGGGCAGCUGACUUUACUAGGGCGUACGUACUCAGCGUGUUCAUGGUGAGGAAGUUAACGUCCGCGGAACUGCUGCAGAGACUCAAGAACAAGGGAACCAAGAACCCUGACUACACGAGAUCGUUGAUUAAGGAGAAAUUAUCAGAGGACUAUGACAGUGAGAUAGCAACCACAUCUCUACGCGUGUCUUUAAUGUGUCCUCUCGGGAAGAUGCGUAUGUCGUGUCCGUGUCGACCUGCCAACUGUCCACACUUGCAAUGCUUCGACGCAUCACUCUUUCUUCAGAUGAACGAGCGGAAACCCACCUGGCUGUGUCCCGUCUGUGACCGACCAGCGCCUUAUGACUCACUAGUCGUUGAUGGGUACUUCCAAGAGGUUCUAACAUCUCCUCGCCUGGCCAGCGAGUGUAACGAGAUCCAGCUCCACGCGGACGGCAGCUGGUCUGCGCACGCGCCGCCGCCCCGCGCCCCGCCACCCGCCGCGCCCGCCGCCGAGCCCGUCACACUUAUAUCAGACGACCUUGAAGUCAUACCCGUGGAUGGGAACAAUUCAGCCAAACGGGCGGCUGUAGGCGACACUCGUACACCAAAAACUGCUGAAGUAUUGGUCGAUCUGACUUCAGACUCAGAAGAUGAACUGCCACUGAAGAGGAAAGUACCACAACCUAAGAGCACACCGCCAGCCUUAGACAAUAUUAAAACAGAUGACAACUACACUACAUCUAGCGCGGAGGCGGUAACAAGUAGCGGCUACCGUUCCCCGGGCGGCGGCGCGGUCAUCUCUCUAGACAGCCCUUCCCCGCCGGCCCCGGCCUCGCCUCACACACACACACAUACACACGCGACACACACUACAUUAGACGCGGUGUCGCCUAGAUCGCUCUCUAGCGAUAUAUGUACAAGUAACAACAUUGAACGCGAGGAAAACGAUUCCGCACCAACACACUGGGCGCCGUAUGCAGAUGCAGAGAGAGAAACACAUGACACAUAUAGAAGGUACUGA
Messenger RNA from Danaus chrysippus (African queen), 1881 nucleotides. The record is from the annotation of a GenBank genome assembly. Lineage: Eukaryota; Metazoa; Arthropoda; Insecta; Lepidoptera; Nymphalidae.